AUGCAACAACAAAAAAUGGAGCAACCAGAAGAGGAGUUGAAGAAGGUGAAGGCGCAAUUGCAAGCAGUGGAGGUAGAAAGAGAUGGAGCUGUUGAUGAACAUCGAGAGAUGAAAAAAGUGGCAGACGAGGCCAACGUGAGGCUUAGUGAAGAAUUGGUAACUCAGAGCGAUGGCAGGAACGACUCAGAAUUAAAUUUGACGACGGAGUUGUUGUCGAAUGCAAGGCAAGAACUGAAGAGCAAAGAGGAGAUUAUUGAGUCUUUGAAACUCGAGUUAGGGAAGGCCAAAGAUUUGGAGCUCAAGUUGAGUGAGAAAGUAAAAAAGUUUGAAGCUCAAGCAAAGAGUUUAGUGUCUCAAAACGAAGAAAGAAUUCGGGAGUUGGAGAUCAAAGCAGACCAUGCGAAAAUCUCCGAUGCUCAUACGAAAGCUUUACUGUCCGAAAGUAAAAAAAGAAUUCGCGAAUUGGAGAUGAAACUGGCGGAGAAUAUGAAGUCCACCGAGGCAGAAGCUCACACAAAGGCUUUGUUAUUCACAUGUGAAAAAAAAGUUCGUGAUUUGGAGCUAAAACUGGCAGAGAAAACGGAAAACUCUGAUCCUCACAUGAAGGCUUUAUUACUCAAAAGUGACGAAAGAAUUCGGGAAUUGGAGCUCGAACUGGCAGAGUAUAUGAAGUUUUCUAACGCAGAGGCACAGAAUGCGGAAACCUCUGAGGCUCAAACGAAGGCUUUAUUGCUCAAAAGUGACGAAAGAAUUCAGGAAUUGGAGCUCAAACUGGCAGAGAACAUGGAAAACUCUGGGGCUCAUACAAAGGCUUUACUGUCAGAACGUGAAGGAAAAAUUCAGGACUUGGAGCUCAAACUAGCAGAGAAUGUUAGCGCCUCCGAGGCUCACACAAAGUCUUUAUUGUCAGAAAGUCAAGGAAGAAUUCAGGAAUUGAAGCUCAAACUGGCAGAGAAGAUGGAAACCUCGGAGGCUGACACGAAGGAUUUAUUGUCUGAAAGUGACGAGAGAAUUCAAGAAUUGGAAAUGGAAAUAGAUAAAAGGAAGCAAUCAGAAGCAAGAAUUCUUGAUUCAUUGAUCACCCAAACAAACCAACUUGAGCAGACCAAGGCUCUACUUGAAGGGGCAAAGUUUGAGAUUGCCUCCUUUCACAAGAAAUUGGAUAAAUGCGAAGAUGAAUCCGAUGAAAGUAGUCAAGAUAGUAGUGCAUCUCAGCAUCAUGAUCAGCCCGAAUAUAAUAUUUCCAUGAAGGAGGAAUUAGAGAGUCUCAAGUCUGAGCUUCAGAUGGCAAGGGAGAAUCUGGUUGAUGUCCAAAAAAAGGAGCAACUCUCUACCUCGAAGGUUGAGAAGUUGCUUGACGAGAUGAAAGUACUUAAACAUGAAUUAAAGUUGGCAACUGAAGCCGAAGAAAAUGGGAAAACGGCGUUGGAUGAUCUGGCUUUUGCACUGAAAGAAGUUGCGACAGAAGCCAACCAGUUGAAGGAUAAACUUUGCAUGAGCCAAGCAGAGUUGGAGCACUCAAGAGCACAAGAAGAACAUCUAAAUGCGAUGUUAAAAAGCAACGAGGAAAGUCAUAAAAUACUACUGGAUGAAGCAAGGAAAGAAGCCGAAAGACACAAAAACAUUGCUGCCAGGUUGAAAAUAGAACAUGAAGAGUCAGUUUUAGCAUGGAGUGGGAAAGAAACCGGCUUUGUUAAUUGUAUUAGAAGAGCCGAAGAGGACAGAUGUGCUGCACAACAAGAGAACUUUAGAUUGCAUGAGUUGGUUCUAGAGACAGAUAAUAGAGCCAUGUUAUCGAAGGAAGAAAAUAGAAAGUUGCGCGAUAUACUUAAGCAGGCGUUAAAUGAAGCAAAUGUUGCAAAAGAAGCUACUGCCAUUGCUCAAGCCGAAAAUUCUCGACUCAAAGAUACUCUGGCUGGAAAAGAGGAGGCCUUGAAUUUCCUUUCUCAAGAAAACGAAAAUUAUAGGGUAAAUGAAAUAGCAGCUCAUGAAAAUAUUAAGGAGUUAAAACGGUUGCUUAUUGAAUCGUCAAAGAAUGAGGAAAAAGAGAAAAUACCAACAAAGGAAAAUGAUUGCAAGAAAGAGGAGAAAGAGAAAACGCCGUCAAAGGAGAAAGACUGCAAGAAAGAGGAGAAAGAUAAAACGCCAUCAAAAGAAAAGGAGUCGAAGAAGGAGGCUAAGGAGAAAACAUCAUCAUCAAAGGAGUUGAAGAAGGAGGUCAAGGAGAAAAAACCACCAAAGGAUGUGAAAAAGGAGGAUACGACGAGUAAAGAGAAACCGCCAUUAGCGGGUGAUGCAAAAAAGGAGGAUAAAGAGAAAACAUCGUCGAAGGAUGAGAAGGACACUACAACAUCUCAAAAUGGAAGCAUAUUUGGCAAAGUUUUCAGUUUCAAUCUUAAGGAGCUCAAAAUUUCAAACACGCAUGAAGAAGUUGUUGUUGACGGCGAUGAUGAGAUUGAAUUAGAUGAGGCUCUCAAAGGGUCGAUAUUUGAGGUAGCCUCUCCGGGGUCAGCUACACAUCACCGCAGAAACUCUUCUUCUACGUUCACAGACGAUGGAGAAGGAUUCCAUUCAGAUGAUUGUGAUCAUCUAGAUGGAACUCAGGGUGAAAAUUCAAGGAAAAAGAAAGCAUUGCUACGAAGAUUCGGAGAUCUUAUAAAGAGAAGCACUACCUAUAGUACCAAAAAGGAACCAUCGCCGGAUACGAAAAAGGAACCAUCACCGGAUACCCAAGAAGAAACAUCACCAACCAAAAAGGAACCUUCACCAGAAUAGUUAAAGCUGUAUUUUUUUUGUAUUGUUCUUCUAGUUUUGAUACUCAGUAGUUUAGUCUGAUUCUUUCUGUAACAUAUACAUCUAGAGUUUCGUUUAGAUUUUCUGUACAUAUUCAUCUAGUUUGUAUGAUUUGUACUUAUAAUUUGUUGUAAUCAUAUAACGUAUUUAGUUUUUUUAUCACAAAAUA
Molecule: messenger RNA, 2962 nt
Organism: Pyrus x bretschneideri (Chinese white pear)
Lineage: Eukaryota; Viridiplantae; Streptophyta; Magnoliopsida; Rosales; Rosaceae
Product: WEB family protein At5g16730, chloroplastic-like
Exons: 1
Coding region: 1-2775 (924 amino acids)
Source: RefSeq, a predicted model, not a curated record